AUGACUUCUCCCGAAGACGAUGUUGACACCAACUGGUCCGGCUGGCUGGCGGACACGCCAAGUGAACCGACCGUGAUAUCCAGGAGAUCCUGUGAUCAAUGCAACAGGAAGAAGAGCAAGUGUGAUCGGAAACGUCCAUGCUGUACAAGGUGCAUCAAAGGAAAAUCUUCAUGUGUUUAUCCAGCGCAAAGGCGACGGCCAUCGACUGGGGCAAGGUAUCGAACACUAUUAAAUCAACUCCGACAAUCGAGCUCCGGGAUCGAACUAGAUCCUCUCCUAGAUGAAUUUGACGUGGAACAGCUGCAGAGAGCUUUACAGAGACGACGUCCAGAUCUGCAGCUGUUGCCUAGGCCAAUAGCCGACACGUCUUGUGAUGCUUCAGUGGACGUCUUGGUCUCACCUACCGUUGUAGAGUUCAGUACUGAGGGGAGUUGGCCAGACGCAGUGGUCGGCGCGAUCAACGAGUGCGAAGUUCCACCCUCAACAGAUAUGGAUGCAGACCUGGCAUUUUGGGCAUCUCUAGCGGGCUGGCAUGACUCCGAGCUGACCUUGCCUCCGUUAGAGUCAGGUCCACCGUACCAAUCGGUUGCCAAUGUAACACUCCCGAAUAACAGCACGCUUGACACUCACGACCUACGUAUGCCUACAGAAGUGGUCCAUGAGUUGAUCGACUUAUUCUUCGAACGCGUACAGUGUUUCCUCCCGCUGUUUCACCUGCCAACGUUUACGCAUAGGUUCAAAACCUUGACUGAUGAGAGCUUGGGUUAUCAGAAUUUGACAAAGGAAGACGCUUUUAUCCUGAACGGCGUCAUGGCCAUGUCAUCUCGGUUCUCAAACUCACUCUUCUUCAACAACUCUUCCCCAAUCACAAGGGGCCAGAGGUUCGCCGCCAAAGCACGCGCAUUGCAUGAUGCAGCUUUCUCUCAUGAAGAUCGUUGGCAGCCUUCGCUGGCCCUACUGCAAGGCUGUAUUUUACUGUCAUUCCAUGAGCAAACCAGCCGACCAUCGACUGCCUGCUGGUUCCUCAUAGGGUCGUCCGUUCGGCUUGCCUUAGAACUAGACCUGAAUAACAUUGAUGCCGAACCACAGGAGCCACAGGUUGCGCGCAAGACGCCAGAAGAGUGGGUCAUUACCGAAGAAAAAAGGCGGGCAUGGUGGGCUGUCUGGGAGCUGGAUGUGUUUUCCUCCACAAUCUUGAGACGCCCUUAUUGCAUUGACAAGGAGCAUAUGGCCGUCUUGCUACCUAUUCCUGACAACGAGUGGUUUGCUGACACACCUGUUCCUUCCACAAUGAUCAAUACCAACACAGCACGUAUCUGGGAAACUCUGUCCGACCAUUUACAUCUUGGUGCCCGAGCUUGGUUUCUCAUCUCCACUUUCUUAAUGGCCAGGGCGAAUGAUCUCCUCUUGCAUACAGACACAACUUUAGACGACAUCGAAACAUUCGAAGCAACGCUACAACUUUUCAUGCUCUUACUGCCGCCAGAGUACGACCUAACUUCGGCGGGUUUUCCGUUCAACGAGAGAAACUUUGCCUCUUAUAACUGGAUCAUCUCCAUGAUCGUGAUGCUGCAUACGGUUCGCGUCCUGCUGAGAAAGGCAAGGGAAACGCGACGACUGACCCACGAUGAACAAACCGCAGAUCAAUCGCCUCAUCCAAAUCCAACGCCCCUCGACUCGCAUCUCGUCUUCCGAGCAAUGCAAGCAUGGGCUCCGGAGUUCAUUGCCCAAUCCUGCCCUUUUAUCACCUGCACCAUCGUUGGACCGUCACUUGAAAUGAUCAACACAGCGUUGGUGGUCGACAAGGCCUCAACCCACAGCCACCAUAUCCAGCUCAUAAAACUCGUUUUAAGACGGAUCGGCAGGACUCGUUGA
Exophiala bonariae is the source of this 1875-nucleotide messenger RNA. RefSeq lists its product as uncharacterized. The record is from RefSeq and is a predicted model, not a curated record. Gene Ontology annotation, molecular function: DNA binding; zinc ion binding; DNA-binding transcription factor activity, RNA polymerase II-specific. The transcript has 8 exons. Gene Ontology annotation, cellular component: nucleus. NCBI's taxonomy places the organism in Eukaryota, Fungi, Ascomycota, Eurotiomycetes, Chaetothyriales, Herpotrichiellaceae. The coding region runs from base 1 to 1875 and encodes 624 amino acids. Gene Ontology annotation, biological process: regulation of DNA-templated transcription; DNA-templated transcription.